Knipowitschia caucasica is the source of this 822-nucleotide messenger RNA. NCBI's taxonomy places the organism in Eukaryota, Metazoa, Chordata, Actinopteri, Gobiiformes, Gobiidae. The record is from the annotation of a GenBank genome assembly.
AUGUUCAUUGUAAAUCCAAACACAACGUACAAUACUGUCUGCCAGGGACGUCCAGGGCAGCACGGCAGACAGGUAGUGUGCGUCUGUGGAGUCCAUGAAACUCAACCAAGACUUUCCUGCAGAAAAGAACGUCAUUACACCUGUUUGCAGAUGUUUCCCUGGUCUGCAGUUUUUUCCAUUGAGCCAAAGGUCCCAGGACAGCGCAGCACUGAGGAGCUGGUGACCAACACACUGAUGCUGGAGCUUGGGGCCAUGGUCAAACGCACAGAGCGCAUCCGUCUGGAGAGGGCCAAAGAGGGCAGGCGCAGGCGCCGUAGCUCCUCCUCUACAGCCGACUACAGCUGGUUGGCCUCCACCCAAACUCCACAGCCCUACGAGCUGACCCCCAACGACGUGCUGGAGCUACAGGACCUGUGCGCCAAGAUCCCUCCUGCACAGUGCGGCCCGCUAAUCGCCAGGUUCCGCCGGCUGGUGUCACAGAUGGAGCCCGAGGUUCACGAAGUCCCUCGGUUGUUUCGGUCUGUUCUGCGCGACUGCGUGAACGAGCUCAGUGAAGAUGGGGAUUUACAAGAAUGUGUGUUUGAGAAGCAGCAGCGCAGCAAGAGCCUCUCGUUUGUAACUUUCCGCACAAAGUUUCGCACAGGACCGAUCUCAAAGGGCUCCGGUUUCAUGGGCUCCCGGGGGGAUCUGCAGCAGCAAGUGGACUGGUCAGACUCCGAGGACUCGGAGGGCGAGGACGAGGUCAUCAGGGCGCGGGCGAAGAAGGGCCGCAGCAAAAGCAUGCCUGAGAUCACCCCUAUGGAGCAGAGCGCGCAGGCAUGA